ACUCAGAUAUUAACACUCAGACAGUAACACUCAGGGCCAUCUUCUCCCCGUGUGUUUGGCGUUAAGAAACAUGGUCGUUUUGACAAAGAAUGAAGAACAGGAUUAUAUCUCGCAGCUGCCGUUAGCUCACGAGCUAACCUGACGUGUUGUUGUGGCCGAGACGCUCCUACCACACGGCGCAUGCGCAUUACGGACAGCUCGAGUUACAGAGAGACACGGAUCAAAAACAUAACGUACACCUCUAAUAACGCCACAGCCUGCCUGGUAGAGGAGCGUAAAUGCACCUCGCUGCCCAGCUCUCCAGCCAAGCGAGUGUCUCCCACCAAGAAGAAGCAGUUCUUCAUCAACCAAGCCAUCCUCAACUCUGACCUCACCCCCCGAGCCAAAGGCAAGAACGGCCUCCGGCGGCAGGAGAACACUCGCUUCCUCACGAAUCUCCUGGAGAAGGACGAGUGCUCCAAAGAUGACCUGGAAGUGUGCAGCAACCCAGCGAUCCCAUCCAUCUUCACUGAGGCCUGCACCAACGUCAACUACAUAGAGCCGUGGAAUGACUUCAUGAGUUGCUCCGGGGAGGAGCAGGAGAAGCUGCUGUCUCUGCUGGAGCAGGAGGAGGCCAAGAAGAGGAACAGCAGCAGGACCCUGAAGGACGAGAGGAAUGUGAAUCCGGCCUUCAGCGCUCAGGGCGGCUUCCUGAGAAUCGAUCGCAGGCUGCGAGCGACUCUACGACGGAAACAAGUCCCCAUGGGAACUCUGGAGCUGCUCGAGGGAAACCUGCGGAGCUUCUUCACCGCCCAGCCUCACUCCGUCUACACAACCAACCUCUCCAGCAGGCUCCGACGUCAACGGCUCCCGUCAGACCGACGUGGUGAACACACACACCGCCUUCUCCCCUCCAGGGCUGCUGCUGCCCGCCUUCCUGGAGCAGGUGAGCUGAGACGAGCUCCACGCCAUGAGCCGUGAGCCAUGUGUCAUGAGCCAUGAGCCAUGAGCCAUGAGCCAUGUGCAUUAUGCAUUUCAUAAUGUCCAUGUCUGUUUAUAUUUAUAUUUCCCUUCUGUUCAUCAAGAGAAAUCAAAUCUUCUUGAGAGACUGUUUUGCCAUCUCCUUGAUUGUCUCUAGCAAUAUAUACAUAUAUAUAUAUAUAUGUAUAUAUAUAUACAUAGUGAGGUUUUUCUCGGUGAGGUUUUCUUGGUCUCUUCCUUUAUCUGAAACAUACGUU
Pseudoliparis swirei is the source of this 1217-nucleotide messenger RNA. RefSeq names its product R3H domain containing 4 (gene r3hdm4). Bases 181 to 960 code for a protein of 259 amino acids. The record is from RefSeq and is a predicted model, not a curated record. Lineage: Eukaryota; Metazoa; Chordata; Actinopteri; Perciformes; Liparidae. The transcript is spliced from 8 exons. Gene Ontology annotation, molecular function: nucleic acid binding.